ACUAUUGCAAUCAAUGUUACCCUCAGUACCGCUUUACUCUGCCGUGAACGAGAAAACAGCAUGAGAAACAGUUCAGAGCGCAGGCAGCAUCACAAUCACAGAGCAUGGAGCAGCUGACUCUAGUCCUACUAUUCGUCACUUCGCUGAAUUUUGCGUCGGCUGGAGUAGAUGGAGAUUAUUGGACAUAUUCAGGAGAGCUGGAUCAGAAGCACUGGGCAGAAAAAUAUCAUGACUGCGGUGGCCAACAACAGUCUCCCAUUGACAUACAGCGGCGAAAGGUGCGAUAUAAUCCACGAAUGCAACAGCUUGAGCUGACAGGUUAUGAAGACAUCCGUGGUUCCUUUCUCAUGAAGAACAAUGGCCAUUCUGUGGAAAUUCAGCUGCCAAGCACCAUGAAGAUUACCAAGGGGUUUCCACACCAAUACACCGCCAUCCAAAUGCAUCUGCACUGGGGAGGCUGGGACUUGGAGGCCAGUGGAUCAGAGCACACAAUGGACGGCAUUCGCUACAUGGCAGAACUUCAUGUUGUCCACUACAACUCUGAAAAGUACCCCAGCUUUGAAGAGGCCAAAAAUAAACCAGAUGGUCUUGCGGUUUUAGCCUUCUUUUUUGAGGAUGGACAUUUUGAGAACACAUACUACAGUGAUUUUAUUUCAAACCUGGAAAACAUCAAAUACGUAGGUCAGUCCAUGAGCAUCUCCAACCUGAAUGUUCUCUCUAUGCUGUCAGAGAACCUCAGUCACUUCUACAGAUAUAAAGGCUCUCUGACUACACCGCCCUGUUUUGAGAGUGUCAUGUGGACAGUGUUCGAUACACCUAUCACCCUCUCGCACAACCAGAUCAGGAAAUUGGAGAGCACAUUAAUGGACCAUGACAAUGAGACCCUACUGAACGACUACCGCAUGGCCCAAGCUCUGAAUGAAAGAGUGGUGGAGUCUACUUUCCUCCCACGUCUCAGCAAAGGAGGAAUGUGCCGUCAAGAGGAGAUUGAAGCUAAGCUUAAAAGGAUCGAGAGCCUUAUUUUGUCACUGGACAAAAAAGCGGUUCAAGCAUCAAGGCCUUCAAGUACAGGUGGCAAGCAACCUAUAUCCCCCCUGGUCCUCUACUUCCCACAGAAGAACGUAGAAAGCUUCGCCUUGGUGAACUUAUCGCAUCCCAUGGAGCUCAAGUCCUUCACAGCCUGCAUGAAUGUCCAAAUACCCCCAAUUCGAGACCUGACUGUGCUUUCAUACUCCACGUCCCAUGAUAAUGAGCUCAUGAUCUCUUUAGGCUCUGAAGUGGGUCUCUGGAUCGGAGACCAGUUCAUAAAUCUGAAGUUCGAACUUCAAUCAAAUGACUGGACGAACUACUGCUUUACCUGGGCGUCCCACAAUGGAGGGGCUGAGCUGUGGGUGAACGGGGUGGUCGGAGAGGAGCGCUACAUUCAGACAGGGUACACCAUUCCUGCUGGAGGAAGACUCAUUUUGGGGAAGGACCAGGACGGGUUUUUGGGGAUUUCAGUUAACGAUGCUUUUGUUGGUCAUAUGAGUGAUGUAAACGUUUGGGAUUAUGUGUUAACCGAGGGAGAGAUUGUUGAGCAGAUGUCGUGUGACAAUGGGAAAGUGAAGGGGAACGUCCUGAGCUGGGGAGUCACUCAGCUCAGUCUGUAUGGAGGAGUUCAGCUGCAGGGCGAACAGGUUUGCUAUCGAGAUAAUAAUAAUAGAGAAACAGAGAAAUAGAAAGAACAACAGGCUUUUAAACGAAUGUUAAUAUCAUAAUUAGCUAUAUUGCUAACUUGUACUGUAUGCUCUCCCAGGGGAAUAACUGCAAUUGUACACAUAAUGAUAAUAUGAUAUUCUAUCUAUCUGUGUUUUACUAGUGUAUUUUAGCCAGCUGAAUAAUGGAAAUCAUAUCUAAAAAAUGUAAUAAAUGAUAUUUGCAUUCUUA
Danio aesculapii is the source of this 1926-nucleotide messenger RNA. RefSeq names its product carbonic anhydrase VI (gene ca6). Bases 105 to 1718 code for a protein of 537 amino acids. Gene Ontology annotation, molecular function: zinc ion binding; carbonate dehydratase activity. The transcript is spliced from 10 exons. The record is from RefSeq and is a predicted model, not a curated record. NCBI's taxonomy places the organism in Eukaryota, Metazoa, Chordata, Actinopteri, Cypriniformes, Danionidae.